AUGGCAGACAGACGAGGCAUCAUCGUCCCCCUGCUCAUCCUCGCCUUCAUCUUCCUCUCCCCUGACCCCGUCCGCCAGUCGCGCCAGCAGUUCGACCACCGUCCGACACUCCAAGAUGUCAUCACCGAAGAGCAGCGCGCGCUGUCUGAGGUGCAGAACUCGACGUACCGCAAUGAUCGCUUUGCGAAGCCGGAUGCGAUCGGACUGAACCUGACGGGUCUAGAGCCGGAGAGAGGCUACUCCUGGGAGCCUCUGCCCUUGGUGCAGAACAAGGCGCGAACAUGGCUCGGACACACGCUCGGAGAGGAGGACGAAGCCAUCAUAGACGGAGUGCUGGACUUGGACCUCGGUGGCGCGCAGGUGUACAAGAAUGUCACGGGCUUCGUGCACGGCAAGUGGGUGCAGUCGAAGCUGGAGACUCCCAUCACAUCGCCCACCAUCAACCUCUCCGACUACGCCAUCCAGAACCCGUUCAAUGGCCGAACAACACUGCAUCCGUUCGGACGCAACAUUACGGGCGAUGGAGGGGAUAUACGAUUGCGCUUUCACGAGAGGCAGGCUCCUUUGCAUGACCUCUUCGACGUCGAGACGGCCAACGCGACUCCAAUCAGCAUGGAAGUCACCAUCUCGGAAGAAGAGUCUGGGAACGAGCAUGAGUUUCGCGUCUACGGCGUCUACUUCCCGACUCUGGGUCAAGCUGUCCUCACAACCACCAGCGACAAGUUCGCCGGCGUCUUCGCACUCCCUCACCUCGCCAUGUCCGGCGCCACCUUCGAAGAGUCUCGUCGAGUCAUGAACGAGUCGAUCCUCCGAAGCAUACAACGCCAAAUCGACGGCGAGACGGAAUCCCACAAUCCCUGGACCUCCCGCCUCGAAGGCGACGCCGCCGGAACGCCCUUCUCCUUCCCUCAAUGCGAGCUAGUCUUCUAUCUCCAGCAACUCGACCAUCCCGGCCUCCCAGAGACUGAUUCAAUCUCCUUCCUCAACUUCCUAGAACGCGAACUCCGCUUUCCAACCGGCGCCUUCCUCCCUCCCGCCCCACCGAUUCGCUUUGCCAUGGCAGCCUUUUCCCCCGACUGCGGCUUCAUGCUCGAAUCCGUCGGUCCACCCGACCACGCGCCUCAAGAAGGUGACCACCUCAACGGCCCGAAAAUCGAGUCCCUCCACCUCGCUGCCCGUCAUCACAUCCUGCUCUUCACCGCCACGCUGUCCGCCCAACUGCUCCUCCUCAUCCGCCAAAUGCGCGACGCCUCCACGCCCUCCACCCGCUCCCGGCUCAGCCUGUACACUUUCGCCAUGCUUUCGCUUGGCGACGGCUUCACGACUAUGGCGUUCAUGCUGAUCAGCCUCUUCAUCGGCGGUUUGUGGGUCAAUCUUGUAGCAACAGCUUUCGUGGCCUUCAUGAGCGUAAGCUUCUUCGGGAUGAGGUUCUUGAUGGACAUCUGGACUGUGCAGGCGCCGGAGCGGGAGCAGGCGAGGCGGGAAGAGGCGGAAGAAGAAAGAAGGAGGGAGGUGAGGUUCCGGGAGGUCAUGGAGAGGUUGAGAUCCGAAAGAGAGGAGAGAUUGAGACAAGAGCGAGAACAUCGGGAAAAUGCGGAGAGGGAGCAAAGAGCACAGGCGGCGAUUGAGAGGCAGGAGGCUGCGGCUACAAUCGCACACCAACCUGAACAGCAGACACCCGCAACCGACGAAACAACCCCAGCACCUCCACCCACCACCGCACCAGCACCCGCGCCCCCAUCCCAACCCCCUGCCAACACCGGCGAAAUCUACCCCUUCUUCAUGCCCUCCGACCAAGCCGGCCUGCUCCCCACCACCGCCCUCCCGGACCCGAACCGCCCCUUAGUCCUCCCCCCCGAAUCCUUCGCCUCGCUGUACACCCGCUUCUACCUCCUGCUCCUCGCCACACUUUUCAUCAGCCUCAACGCGGCUUCCUGGAGCCCGGUGCCAAGGAGAGUCUAUUUCACGACCGUCGGGUUCGUGUACCUGGGUUUCUGGAUCCCGCAGAUCGCGCGCAAUGUGGGGAGGAAUUGUCGGAAGGCUGUGCGGUGGGAGUUUGUGCUGGGACAGAGCGCGCUACGGCUCACUCCCUUCUUGUACUUUUACGGGUACGGGGGGAACGUCCUCUUCGCGGAACGUGACUACAUCUCCCUCGCUAUCCUAGGAGGAUGGCUCUGGUUCCAAAUCUUGACAUUAGCAAGUCAAGAAUUCCUCGGCGCGCGCUGGUUCGUCGGCCGGAAAUGGGUUAGCGAAGCGUGGGACUACCACCCCGUUCUCCGCGAGGAUGAAGAGGGGGCUACGAUGCCUGUCGGCUGGAGCAGAGAAGAGGAGGAUAAGGGGCCCGAGAGCCCUAUGCAAGGGCGCGGAAGCAUCGACGACGGUGCUAGACGCGCUUCGGUGUCCAGCGGGAAAGACGGGAUGAGCAAGCCCGUUGAGGCUGAGGGGAGGAAAGCAGACAACGGGAGGCGGAUCUUCGAUUGCGCGAUUUGCAUGCAGACGCUCGAAGUCCCCGUCAUCCCUGCCGGCGGCUCUGCCGACUCUACCAGCGGUGGUGGUGGGCUGAGUGGACCAGCGGGUCUGCUAGCGAGGAGACAGUACAUGGUGACGCCCUGCCGACAUAUUUUCCACGCGCCGUGUUUGGAGGGGUGGAUGAAGUAUCGGCUUAUUUGUCCCGUGUGUCGGGAGGGGGUGCCUGCGCUGUAG
Molecule: messenger RNA, 2703 nt
Organism: Saxophila tyrrhenica
Lineage: Eukaryota; Fungi; Ascomycota; Dothideomycetes; Mycosphaerellales; Extremaceae
Exons: 1
Coding region: 1-2703 (900 amino acids)
Source: RefSeq, a predicted model, not a curated record